Molecule: messenger RNA, 936 nt
Organism: Chanos chanos (milkfish)
Lineage: Eukaryota; Metazoa; Chordata; Actinopteri; Gonorynchiformes; Chanidae
Exons: 5
Coding region: 1-936 (311 amino acids)
Source: RefSeq, a predicted model, not a curated record
AUGAGGUCCCUGUGGCCCUUGGUUUGGACUGUUUGUGGACUGAGUGUCAAGGCUCAGCAAACAGACGAAACUUCGGUCAGCUCCAUUCUGCUCACGACUGCCUCUCCUUUGCCCACAGAGGAACGGACUCCUUCGCCCACGGAGGAACAGACAUUUACCCAGAGUACACUCAGCAGCAGUGACGCAGUUCCAGGGCUGAGCUGUGUGUCUUUGCUCCCUCCCCGUCGGGGGUCAUACUACGUGGAGCAGGGCACAGGUGUGUCUGUGGGGUCCAUGCUGGUUUUCUGGUGCAGAGAAGGUUACCAGCUCGUGGGCAGUGAAAAAAUCACCUGUGUCGUCAAGGCAGGCGUCCCACGCUGGAACAACCACCUUCCUGUUUGUGAAAGCAUCCCAAAGCCAGAUGACCGGGGUCUGCGUGUUGCCCUGGUGGUGUCAGUGGUCAGCGGAGUGGUAAUCUUUGUCAUGACUGUGUCCUUCAUAGUCUGCUGUAUACAGGAACAACAGAACAGAAAGAAGAAAAGCCAUCGGGCAGGCAGGAGCAGGCGAAGGGAGAAGCGCAGAUCGACGUUCCGCAGGAGUCCCUCCUGGAUGGAGAGGGAGGAGGGCGAGUGGGAGGCUUUCCCCCCGCCGAAAAUUUUUAACCUUCCCCAACACCUCGAGGCUCGGCCCCUCCCUCCAGGCAGCCCCCUGUACCCGGGAGUGAUCAGAGGCUACGAGAACCGUGGAUACGUGAGGAGUCUGGAGAGCUUGCUGAGGAACCCUGUAGCUGGAGUGUACCAUUCUGACAGUCAGAUAUACCCACACCUGGUCAUGCAAGGAGUGCCACCCGCACCCACAACCACCUCAGCCACAACCAACACCACCCCCGUCCAGCUGCACGCCUCUGCUCCACCCAAAGCCAAAGCCUCCAACACUUCAGCAUCCACAGCCCCAUAG